UCAUCUGCCAGCACUAGUGACAGUGUAUAUUCAUAAAUAAAUGGUUGAUGUUGGAUUCUUGUACAAAAAAUGGUGAUAUAAGCAAAGCAAAAUAUUGCUGUUCUGUGUGUAUAAUCCACAUCAAUAUAAAAUAUAUAAAUGGUUGAUGUUGGUUUCUUAUUUUGUUGAAGAGCUGGUUUCAUGUACAUGGGAGAUACAGAGAGUUGUUGUAAUAGCAAAGUAGUUUUGGGUUCUGAAUGGUAUCAAAAUGGAAAGGAGAGACAGAAGAUUGAAGUUUACAUCAAAGUUCUUAAUCGGCUUAGGGAAUUGAAUGUCCAUGAGGCUAUGGUUUCUGGUUUUGACGACGAACUUUGGGCGCACUUCCAUCGCCUUCCCACUAGGUAUGCUUUAGAUAUGAAUGUGGAGAGGGCCCAAUAUGUUCUCAUGCAUAAAAGGUUACUGCAUAUCGCACGAACCUCAGCUACAGCAACUGGACCUGCACUUGAAGUCCGUCUUGUACCGGUGGUACCGGUUUAUGUAUUAGCUAAUCACAAUAAGAUUAUAAGUGUUCGUUCUGCUUCUGGAGUGAGUGCUUGUAGUAAUUCCCUUCAUUCAAACUCACAAAGUGAAGUUACUCCUCAAGAUUCUGAAAUUCAGGGCAAAAUGAUGAGGCAUAUGCAUGAAAUUACAAUUUCAACAAAUGACAAGCCAAAACUUCUUAGUCAGCUGACUUCUUUACUGUCUGAGACUGGCCUGGACAUUCAAGAAGCACAUGCUUUUUCGACUUUGGAUGGCUAUUCGUUAGAUGUUUUCGUUGUUGGUGGUUGGGCAGUUGAGGAGACAGAAAAGUUAAAGCAUGUACUAGCUAACAAAAUUCAGAAACUUGAGGAGCGGUCUCAGUUGAAAGAAAAUGGCAGUCUUCCUCUCGCAGAGCAGGAGAAAAUUAGGAUGAACAUUAUAUCUAGACAUGUAAUUAUUCCCACUCCUGAAAAUGGUGUCUCGACAUGUGAAGCAAGUUGGUUUAGAUUUGAAAAGAAAAUUGCAUCUGGAUCCUUCAGUGAUUUGUAUAAAGGUACAUUAUGUAAUCAAGAUGUAGCUAUCAAAGUCCUUAAGCAAGAAAGUCUGAAUGAAAAUAUACAAAGGGAGUUUUCUCAGGAAGUCUAUAUCCUAAGUAAAAUUCAUCACCGAAAUGUUGUCAAAUUUAUUGGUGCUUGUACAAAAACCCCAUACCUUUACCUUGUCACAGAAUAUUUGUCUGGUGGAAGUAUUUACGACCUGUUACAUAAACGGAACACCGUCCUUACUCUUCCGUCUUUGCUCAAAAUAGCCAUCGAUGUUUCUGAAGGAAUGAAAUAUUUACAUCAGAAUGAUAUCAUACAUCGGGACCUCAAGUCAGCUAAUCUUUUGAUAGAUAGGACCGGGGUUGUUAAGGUUGCUGAUUUUGGUGUAGCCAGAGUGCGUAAUCAAUCUGGUAUAAUGACUGCAGAGACUGGAACUUAUCGGUGGAUGGCUCCGGAGGUUAUUGAGCAUAAACCAUACGAUCACAAAGUCGAUGUCUUUAGCUUUGCAAUUGUUCUUUGGGAGCUGCUUACAGGAAAGCUUCCUUAUGAGCAUUUGUCCCCAUUGCAAGCAGCAGUUGGAGUGGUUCACAAGGGUUUGAGGCCUAAAAUUCCAAGGCAUACUCAUCCAAAGUUGGUGGAAUUGCUUCAGUGGUGUUGGCACCAAGAUCCAUCUUUGAGACCUAAUUUUUCAGAAAUUCUAGAAUUUCUGCUUCACAUUUCUAAGAUGGCAUGUGAUUGAGAAUCUUGACUAAUUUUGCAUCAUUGUUUUUUAAAAUUAUUGAAGUUUCUGCAUUGUUGUGCUUUUCUCUGUCACUAUGUACUUAAAAAGAGAACUACACAUAUCAAUGGGGGAUGUGGUAGUAAAGGGAAUGCCAAGAAAUGGUUAGUCAAAGGUGAACUAUCUGAUAUGUUGGAGUUUGGUGGAGUAUGUACUUAUCAGCUAAUUUUUCAAUGUCAUAUAAUUAUUGUUUUUCUAA
Messenger RNA from Trifolium pratense (red clover), 2017 nucleotides. RefSeq names its product serine/threonine-protein kinase STY17-like. NCBI's taxonomy places the organism in Eukaryota, Viridiplantae, Streptophyta, Magnoliopsida, Fabales, Fabaceae. The transcript has 14 exons. Gene Ontology annotation, molecular function: ATP binding; protein kinase activity. The record is from RefSeq and is a predicted model, not a curated record. Bases 181 to 1779 code for a protein of 532 amino acids. Gene Ontology annotation, biological process: protein phosphorylation.